AUGAGUGAAAUAGAAUUAUUCAACUUGCAAGAAAAUGCUUUAGUAACCUCUCCAUGUCUGAUCAUUCAUGGUAAAUGCUCAAAACAAAAUGGUUCAAAGAAUAUUCAAGUUCAACAUCCUGCUUUACCUACUUUGAAUUUCCCUGUGAUUGAUAAUUUCUUUAAAGCUACUAUAAUUUUAAACCCUGGUUCAAAUAGGUUAACUUUUGUCACUGAUACCAAUAUAUCAAAAGUCGUUACUUGUAUUUACAGCCCACAAUAUCAAAAUUUACCAAUUCAUUUAUGUCUGCUUGUUGCUAACGACUCUCCUUUAGAAUUCGAUUCUCCAAGAUCUCAAAAGGAUAAAGAAGGUGGUAAUAAUUUGGAUUUAGCUAUCAGGAAAUUAAGAAUUGGUGGUCGUUUGAUGCAAGCUUUCACAAAUGAACAAAUGCUGCGUAAUGGGUUUGGUCAUCGUACUUUCCAAUUCGUUGAAGAAUACACUUGGGAUACCCAAUUUCAAACUAGACAACAAAUGAGAAAUACAAUCAAAAUUCAUAUUCUACGAUCUGAUAAAUCAACUAAGGAAAUUAGAGAUUAUGAUAUUGCCCAACAGAAUCCAAAGGCAAAAGAUGGUGGUGGUUUAUUUGGUGUCGCAAUGGAUGCUUUAAAAAAAUAUGGUGGUCCUUUUACAAAUAGUGACAAACCAGUGCAAGCCGCAGUGAUGUUCUUAGAUACCCACUGGGAUGGUAAACUUAUUACAGGUCAUGCUGCAUUGGGUGGUGGAACAAGCGAUAUAAAAUUAGCAAUUUUUGGUUCUCAUGGUUUAUAUUCAUGGCCACCAUCAAUGGAGCAAUUGAUUCCGUAUAUGUUAGAUAGUACUGAAGCUUCUACAAAGGAAGUCGCCAAUGACUGUAAUGAAUGUGGUACUCAUUGGGAAUGUCUAGUGGUGACUUUAGGUGCGUUUAUGCAUGAAAUUGGGCAUUUAUUGGGAUGUCCCCAUCAAGAAAAUGGUGUUAUGUUAAGAGACUAUACUAGGUUAAAUAGAUCAUUUUUAACUCAGGAAGCAUUUUCUGUUAGAACAAAAUCGUAUGGUGCUAAACCUCCAAUUUAUCCAAAGGAAGAAUGUGGUUGGCAUAGACUUGAUAUGUUAAGAUUCUUAUAUCACCCUUCCUUUACUCUACCUGAGGAUUAUUACGACCCUUCAUUCAUGAGACCUACCAGAUUAAAUAACCCUGGAAUCGCAGAACCUUCACUCUAUCCCUUAGGAAAUGGUACGUGUACUAUAAAUUCAGAAGGUGGUAUAUAUUGUGUCGAAAUAGUCUGCGGUGAUUUGGCCAGGGCUUACAUUGAAUAUAUCCCAAAAUCUCUCGGUGGACAAGGACCCCAACAUAAACUAACAUUAUCGAUACAAGAUAUACGUUCUAGAAUACCGCCAGAUCAUUUGGCCAAACACGGUAAUGAUUUUAAGAUCUCAUUGCUAGUUGCCAAUGGGCCAGGUAAAACCUUUGAUAACUUCCCUAAUCAAAUGAAUAUAUCAACAAUACCAAUGGACAGAUAUGGGUUUGGUAAAAAUGUUCAUGGUAUUAAAUCUACCAUGUUAGGUGGUGGGAAUAGAGGUAGUGAAAUAGAUAUCAUUCCAUUAGAUAUUGCUAAUAUAGUUGCAGUUAGAAUAUAUCACGGUGGUGCAUUGGAUGGUAUCAGAUUUUACCAAAAAAGACAAGAUCCGAAUAAGCCACCCACCAUUCCUUCUAGGACAUAUGCUGGAAAAUUGACAAACUCCAUGAAGGAUUUGGCUAUCAAAGAGGCUGAUAAUAACGUAUUAUUUGGUAAAGAGACUAGAAAUUACAGUGAUGUUAUUAUGGAACCAGGAGAAAUAAUAACAGGAUUCAAUGUAAGAUGUGGGGCUUGGAUAGAUGCUGUUCAACUAAUUACUAGUUACGGCAGAAUCACACAAAUGUUUGGUAAUGCCAAUGGUGGUGGUCUUGGUAAGUUAAUAGCUCCUGAAGGUAAAUAUAUUUUAGGUCUCUAUGGCAGAAUGAGUAAUUGGGUUGAUGCAAUGGGUAUUGUAUACGGUUGA
This is a messenger RNA of Vanderwaltozyma polyspora DSM 70294, 2055 nucleotides long. Its product is annotated as zinc metalloproteinase family protein. The coding region runs from base 1 to 2055 and encodes 684 amino acids. The transcript has a single exon. Gene Ontology annotation, cellular component: cytoplasm. Lineage: Eukaryota; Fungi; Ascomycota; Saccharomycetes; Saccharomycetales; Saccharomycetaceae. The record is from RefSeq and is a predicted model, not a curated record.